AUGUUCAUAACGAACGUGGGGACGAUCGAAUUGUGUGCAUUUUAUGUAUGCACACUAUUCACACAUCAUCCGAUCACCACACGAUCGACAGAAAAAGGUGGUUAGCCAACGUGCGGUGGUAGAAAAUAAACACUCGAUUUUCAGAUCUAUUCUCCAUAAAUCACCAGGCCAAGCAAGGGGCAAAACUCACGCUGACCGUGUGGAAUACAACGCCAAGAUUGAGAAUCUAUCUGACAUUCCAUACCUGAAGAACAAACCGGGCAUUCUUGUUUGUAGUGAAUACUGCUGAACUUCUCUUCAACUUUGUCUUCUUAUCAUCCCUCGUGUGACGGACAAUCUGUCCACCAAGCCUCACUAUGAGUUUACUGUCGUCUGUGAAGGAAUCCCCGCUGUGUGUGAUGGUCCUCAGCAUGACAUUCCUUAUCAGCGGGAUCAUCGUUAUUUUGCUUCAGCUGCUGACGUUAUUCCUUGUCUACCCCUUCAGCAAGAGUUUGUAUCAAGUCAUCGUCUGCAAGAUUAUCUACAUGCACUGGGCACAGAUGGUAUGGCUGUGCGACCACUGGUCCGGAACAGAGACGAGGCUCGUUGCUGAUAAAAAAUUCUUGGAAUUUGUCGGCACGGAGCACGCCGUCAUCACAGCCAACCACAAAGAAGACGUCGAUUGGCUCGCAGUCUGGGCUCUUGCCGAUCGCUUCGGCAUUUUAAAAAAUGCUAAAUGUCUGAUGAAGAAUGAUCUUAAGUACGUUCCCCUCGUCGGGUGGUCGUUCUCCAUGCUGGAAAUGAUCUUCGUCAAACGGGACUUCACAAAGGACAAGAAGAACAUGAUCGCCGGUUUCAGGAGCUACAUCACAUAUCCAAUUCAUUGUAUGAUAUUAAUGUUCUGUGAAGGAACCAGAUUCACACCCGAGAAACACGCCAAGGGUAUCGCAUUCGCAAAAGAAAAAGGAUUGCCAGAGUUAAAACACCACCUCACUCCAAGAACAAAGGGUUUUGUCGUUGCCAUGGAAGCGUUUGACGGAAAAGUGCCUGCAAUUUAUGAUCUUACCUUUGCUGUGAGCAAAUCGGAAUACGAACCAACAAUGCUGAAUAUUAUGAGGGGAAAGAAAUUUAUCUUCAACUUCCAUGCAAAGAGAAUACCAAUUGAAGACGUUCCUAAAGACGAAGAGGGACAGGUGAAAUUCAUCCACGACCUUUACAAGGAGAAGGAUAUGCUAUACGAGCAUUUCGUUCAACAUGAAACUUUCGAGGGUUGCAACCACCGCAAGACGAUCCCGUUCCCUUCCAAGUGGUCGCCGAUCUUCGUGGAGGUGUUCUGGUUAUCAUUCCUUGGGUUCCCAGCACUGUACCACCUCAUCACUGUGCUGACCACGGGCUCUCUUCUGGCGUCGGCAACUGCACUGGGUGUUGUACUCGCAUUGUAUAUUCUGAGUAAAUUCAUGAUCGGUGCAACCAUGACAUCGAAAGGCUCAACGUAUGGCGGGAACAAACACAGAACAAAUGGAACGAGUACGGCUGCCAGUGAAGCGACGUCUGCCAGUAAGAAAGAUUAACCCAAGAUCCUCUAUUUGCCUCUCUUUUCUCUGUAUUACUGAGAUUUUAAAUUCAAAAUCAAGAUAAUGACAAUUUUUUUUACACUCUUUAUUUGUAUCAAAUUUUUUAAAUUGAAAUAUUUUUUUCUUUAAAUUUCAAGCCGGAUAGCUUUGAAAAGAAAAGACUGCUCUCUCAUUGUAGCUAGGGUACGCUGCCAAAACAUUGAUUCGAACUGCCUCUAGCUACCGGGCAACCUCGGUAGUCUAGUUGGUAAGUCACUGCUCUAGAGUUGC
Messenger RNA from Asterias rubens (European starfish), 1823 nucleotides. RefSeq names its product 1-acyl-sn-glycerol-3-phosphate acyltransferase gamma-like. Gene Ontology annotation, cellular component: endomembrane system. Bases 357 to 1550 code for a protein of 397 amino acids. The transcript has 9 exons. The record is from RefSeq and is a predicted model, not a curated record. Gene Ontology annotation, molecular function: 1-acylglycerol-3-phosphate O-acyltransferase activity. Lineage: Eukaryota; Metazoa; Echinodermata; Asteroidea; Forcipulatida; Asteriidae.